Cloeon dipterum is the source of this 916-nucleotide messenger RNA. RefSeq names its product cuticle protein 16.5-like. The coding region runs from base 139 to 771 and encodes 210 amino acids. The transcript is spliced from 2 exons. Lineage: Eukaryota; Metazoa; Arthropoda; Insecta; Ephemeroptera; Baetidae. The record is from RefSeq and is a predicted model, not a curated record.
CAAAGCCUUCAGGCCAGCAGUGCCGACUCGCCUAUGCACGCCCCUCUAUAUUUUCCUCUCUAGCGCAGCCGUGCUAUAAAAGCGAGAGUUCACCGUGCAGAAAUCAUUCUGUUCACUCAGUUCACCCAACACAUCAACAUGUUCAAGCUCGUCGCUUUCUCCGCCCUCCUGGCCGUCGCCAGCGCCGGAAACCUCCUGGCCCCCGCUGCCUAUGCCAGCCCCCUGGCUUAUGGAGCUUACGCCGCCCCCGCCUACGCCGCCCACGCUGCGUACGCCCCUGCCUACGCCCCCGCUGCCUACGCCGCCCCCGCCGUCGUUAAGACCGUCGCCCCCGUCGCCACCUCUUACGCCAACACCUACAAGGUCGCCGUCAAGAGCCCCGUCGUCGCCGCCGCCCCCGUCGCCUACGCCGCCCACGCUCCCGUCGUCGCUGCCCCCGCUUAUGCUUCUUAUGCCGCCCCCGCCUACACCUCUUACGCCGCUCCCGCCGUCGUGAAGACCGUGGCUGCUGCCCCUGCCUACACCUCGUACGCCGCCCCCGCCAUCGCUUCCUACGCCGCCCCCGCUGUCGUUAAGACCGUGGCUGCUGCCCCCGCCUACACCUCGUACGCCGCUCCCGCCAUCGCUUCCUACGCCGCCCCCGCCUACACCUCCUACGCCGCUCCCGCCGUCGUUAAGACCGUGGCUGCUGCCCCCGCUUACACCUCGUACGCCGCCCCCGCCUACGCUUCCUACGCCGCCCCCGCCUACGGCGCUGCCCUCCUCCACUAAGAGUGAUCUUAUUGAACAUAGACUGAGUGAUGUUACAUCUAAUUUAUUAAUUUCGCACCAACUCCAUCAACCAACAAUAGAUAUAUUUUUUGUAUACAUCGUGUGAAUAAAUGCCAUGACCACCAAGUCAAUUAUCUGACAGAAA